AUGGUGUGGCGUAUAUUGGGAGGGAUUGCCACCUCUCUCCUCUUUUCAGCCUUUGAAUCAUGGCUUGUUGCUGAACACAACAAGAGAGGUUUUGAGCAACAAUGGCUAUCAAUUACAUUCUCUAAGGCAAUAUUUCUUGGGAAUGGACUGGUUGCCAUUUUAGCUGGUUUAUUUGGAAAUCUUUUAGUUGGUUCAUUGGCCAUGGGACCUGUUGCUCCAUUUGAUGCAGCUUCAAUCUUUCUUGCCAUUGGAAUGGCCAUCAUCAUAUCAUCAUGGACUAAAAAUUAUGGUGACUCAUCAGAAAGCAAAGAUCUAAUGACCCAAUUCAGGGGUGCUGCUGUUGCAAUUGCAUCAGAUGAAAAGAUAGCAUUAUUGGGUGCAAUACAAUCUUUAUUCGAGGGUUCAAUGUACACUUUUGUGUUUCUAUGGACACCUGCUUUAAGCCCAAAUGGUGAAGACAUUCCACAUGGUUUCAUUUUUGCUACUUUCAUGUUAUCUUCCAUGUUAGGAAGCUAUUUAGCUUCUCGGUUAUUAGCACACACACUGACAUACAUUGAUAUUGUGUUGUGUUGUGUUCACACACUGUUAAAAGGAUUGGAAAAGAUAAUUGCAAGUGCAGAUAUUCCAAUGUUCGUCUGUCGUGACUUCAAUUCAGUUCCAAGAAGUAAGUCCAUGGAUUUAUUGUGUGUUAGCAAGAGAGCAAAAGAGUGCUAUGGGAAUAUGGAAAAUGCAUUGAAGGAAAAGAGAAAUAUUGAUGUUGCCAUCCGCUAUUAUUUAAUUGCAAUAGAGGCCUUGCGUGCGGCUGUGUUUGCUGAUGGAGUAGUUGCAGAUGAGGCUAGGGCUGCAUGA
Messenger RNA from Lactuca sativa (garden lettuce), 849 nucleotides. The record is from RefSeq and is a predicted model, not a curated record. Lineage: Eukaryota; Viridiplantae; Streptophyta; Magnoliopsida; Asterales; Asteraceae.